Petromyzon marinus (sea lamprey) is the source of this 2058-nucleotide messenger RNA. NCBI's taxonomy places the organism in Eukaryota, Metazoa, Chordata, Hyperoartia, Petromyzontiformes, Petromyzontidae. The record is from RefSeq and is a predicted model, not a curated record.
UGGAUGAUAUUGGUCGCGAAAGCCUACGUGAUAAAUUAGUGCGACUGAUUGGUCGUUUGAGCCGUAAGGUUAGGUUGUGGGUAAGCGACCAAAACACCCAGAAAGCUUCCGAGCUCAUCAAACCUCGCCUGCUAAGCAGGCUUGAGCCUGGAUGGCGCUUGGAUGGGUGACUCCCACGCACAGACAGGUUGCAAUAGGGCUAUCGGGCCCUAUGGCAACCUUCAAUCCACGCUGACCUGGGUGGCGAAGUAUGGUAAAGAAAAAUCCCUCACAACCCACGCGGUGUGGGAAGGCUCUGAUCCAGCAGUGGAUUUAGAGAAGCUCUAACUGGUUCAGACAUUCGUCACUGAUGUUUGUCGUGAACGGGAAUCGAGCUCAAGUAGCGGGAUUAACAACGCAGUGCGUGUUGGAUCCCGAUUUGGUGGCUGAGUGGGGAUUGUACCAUCGCAUGUCAUGAUGCUGUGGCGGAUUCCUCUUGCUCCUCCCUUAAACUGUGGCUGGUUAGCAAACACUGGGCAGGCUCAGAUUUAUACUCCAUUGCACUGAAGGAAGAACUGUGCGCUGCUGGAAACUCUGCCCAGUUCAUGAAUCGCACCCUAGAAGUGGCACUACAACAAUUUUCUGGCCCAACAGAGCUGUGACUGAAUGAUAUUAAAUAAAUUCUGCACUAUAACCAUGCAUUGAUAAGUUACUAACUUACGACUCACCAUGAAAUGCAGAACAUAUAUUCUGCCUGUAUCUUGUGUGUAAUUUAAAUGUGCAGUAAUUUACCCACGUAUUAAAAUGUAUGUAUUCAUGUUUUCACCCCACAGAGUGUGUGAGGGGAUGUGAUUUUGAUGAAAUAGGGGACUUCUGUGGCUGGGAGAACAGCGGAGGGGACAUGGGCUGGGAGUUUUGGAACGGUCCCACAAACACUGAGAACACUGGGCCUGACGAUGACUUCUCUCGGCCUGGCUUUGGGAAUUACCUGCUGCUGGACUCUGAGUACAACGACCCUGGAACGGCGCUGCUGCUGGAGAGUCCGGCUCUCCCCUCCUCUGGGUGCCUCGUCCUGAGCUUCCACUACUUCCUGUAUGGGUCAGCAGAGAACAUGGCCAUCAACGUUUACAUCAACAAAGCCGUCAAUGGACAACCCGUGUGGACUGCUCAGGGAAACCAGGGAGAACAGUGGAUUUUAGCUCGAGUCAUGUUCCCUGAGUCCGGAAAUGUGCAAUUUGCCAUCGAAGGAGUGCGUGGAGGGACACCUGAGAGCGAUAUUGCUGUGGACAGCGUCUGCAUCUCAGUCUGUGAGCCUUCAGGUAAAUAUGAGGUUGUCGUAGUGGCAGUAUUCAUAUAAAACCGUCCUAAUUGACAUGUGCAUUCUAGAUUAAAUUCCAGGAUUACAGCACAGGACACAUUGGUUGCGUGUCUCUAGAUACAUAUUUGUAGCUGUAUUUGUGAUGCCUCAUCUUUUGGUACAUCACUGUUGGUAAUGUAGAAAAAUGAUUUCCUCUCUAAAUGUGUGCCUUGUAUUUGUUUCUGCACUCGUUUGGUCAUCGAUGCACACACGGACCACCUCUACAAACGCGAGAGAAUGUUUCACCGGCAUUUCCCCUGCACCUCUGAUUAGCACGGUUGGCGACAUACGGUGGAAAAGUUCAACAUACAUAGAUUAAUCACGAUGCAAAAGAUGUCACUCUACUCCGAAAACCCCAAUUACAGCCAUAUCGUGUGUGGUUGUGUAAAGUUAAAUUGUUAAAUUUUCAGACGCUACUCAUACCAUUAUAAACUGGCAAUUUCCCUGUGAAUGAGCAUGCUUAUGCCCUGUAUUGGAGAUGUGUUUGCUCACACAGUGGUAUUAGUUCUACCAUGGCACUGCAGGCUCACGAUUGACAAAAGGCUCUUAUGGUGUGUUCUUCAAAUGGCCUUGCUUAAAGUGACCUUGGCAGUUUACUACAACUGCAUACUGUGCAAGACGUAACCAAAGCAUGCAAUUGCCAUCUCACAGCUCUUCGGCACAUCCGUCCCAUGCCCUCAAUUGCCGCAGAUAACACCCUCGCCUGCUGUAUCAUAGGUUCC